AUGUCUUCACCCGAUGAACAACCAGAUAUCGUGUCCCUGCUACUGAAAGCAAUAAAGAAGGAAUCCCUCUUUCGCCUGGUAGAACUUCUACGGGAUAUCAUCGAGCACAGCCCAGAAAGUCGUAAAAUUGCCUCGAAAUGGCUAUUGACCGCGAAGGACGAUGUGAAAUCCGAACCAGUUCCUACCUCUCCCACUACUUCUAUCAAGGAAGAGUCCAUCUCCGAGCCUACGGUUAGUGUCUCGAUGACACCCCGUUUCGAAGAAUGCCUCUACUGUCUGGAGAGGUACGAUGUAACCAAGAACUCAGCCACAAGUUGCAGAUAUCACGUUGACCUUGACACGAUGGACGAAGAAUUUUUCAAGAACGAGAUUAUCGCUGGGAUUGAUGUUGAUAAUGAGGAGUAUCGCGAAGCUUGGCCGGAAAAGUUCUUCUAUCUGUGUUGUGGGAGGGACUUGCUUGAUGAGGAGUGUCAGGUUGGUUGGCACAAGCGUGCGGACCGUCCUAGCAAGCGAGUAAUUCCGAUAGAGGUUCGAUGCACUUAA
This is a messenger RNA of Penicillium coprophilum, 543 nucleotides long. RefSeq lists its product as uncharacterized. Bases 1 to 543 code for a protein of 180 amino acids. NCBI's taxonomy places the organism in Eukaryota, Fungi, Ascomycota, Eurotiomycetes, Eurotiales, Aspergillaceae. The record is from RefSeq and is a predicted model, not a curated record. The transcript has 2 exons.